CUUUCAGGUUUUGAUUUUAUAUCCAAAUAUCAAUUAGAUAAUGUAUUACGACAGCCUGGUGUGAAAAAAGUCCCCGGCUCCAAUGAAUUCCAAGUAGCUUAUAGAAUUAGUAAAAAAGCCAAUUUAAGAAUUAGAACAGAUCAAUUAUUUCCAAAAGGUCUACCAGACCGGUUUUCAUUUGUCAGCACAUUUCGCAUGCCAGGGAAAACAAGGCGAGAAAAAUGGAAUUUAGUACAAAUAAAAGAUACAAGAGGACAGCCGCAAUUUGGAGUCCGUCUUGACGGUGAAACAAAAACUAUAGAUUUUUAUUAUAUAAAUUAUGAAGGAAGAGUAACCAAUUUAAAAUUUAGUCAAAAUGUUAAACAAUUAUUUACUAGAGAUUGGCAUAAAAUACAUUUUAGUGUAGGGCGAGAAUAUAUAGAAUUAUAUUUAGAUUGUCAACCUAUAGCAUCUAAACCUAUCGUACCAUGGCGACCUAUUGAUGUUAAUGGUGAAAUGGUGUUGGGUACAAAAGAUUCUACUGGAGAAACGGUACCUUUUGAUCUCCAAUGGUUGGUGUUACACUGUGAUCCUUCCAAACCAGAACGAGAAACCUGUGAUGAGUUACCUCCCCCUUCAGGCUCAAUGGGACCUCGAGGUAUUCCAGGAGAACCGGGUAUACCUGGUAAUCCAGGUUCAAGAGGUGAAAGAGGAUCACAAGGACCUCGUGGAGCUGAUGGUAUUGAUGGUGAGCGAGGUAUACCAGGAUUACCAGGUCGCCCAGGAGAACCAGGGGCGAAGGUCAGUAUCCACAAUCAUAAAUCGUAUAUUUUCAUCUGUUGA
This is a messenger RNA of Lottia gigantea (owl limpet), 822 nucleotides long. RefSeq lists its product as hypothetical. The annotation marks the transcript as partial. The transcript has 6 exons. The record is from RefSeq and is a predicted model, not a curated record. Lineage: Eukaryota; Metazoa; Mollusca; Gastropoda; Lottiidae.